AUGCAAACUUUACAAAUGUUUGCAAACCUUUCAAUAUUCCCCAGGUUGGGACCACAAUUGCAACAACAACUACGGCGAAUGCAUAUCAAGAGAGCGGAGCUCUAUAGGAAAUGUUGCUUUAUCUUGGGUGUGGAAGAGACAGCAGAUCAGAACACAGUACGUCGAGCCUACAUUGAAUUGGUAAAAAAGGUCCAUCCAGAUUCCGGUCUGCCAGAAGCCUCUGCAGAACGUUUUCGAGAAGUCGAUGAAGCCUUUAAGGUGCUGCAGGAAAAAUUUGCCAAAAAUCGCCGUGGCAUAUAUGAAGAUGAGGAGGAAGAGGUGCCAGAUAUACGUCACACAGCUCCCCAACAUCGUCAAUAUUUAAGUUUUGAUGGAUUGGGUGUGGGUAAUCCAUUUCAACGCCAAAAACAAUAUCAACAAAUUAAGGCAAUGAAGGCCCAAGAACGUGUACUCAAACAUCGUAUAGAUAAAUCACAGGCCGAUGAAAAGACCCUAAUGAAAAAGGGAACCUUCUUUAAAAAACAUGCCAUUAAAACAAAAUACGGGUUCGAUCGCCUGGUCGAAGAUUAUAUACAAGAGGCUAUGUCACGUGGUGAUUUUAAUAAUUUAAGCUGUGCCGGAAAACCAUUGACCCAAGCUCAAACUCAAAACCCAUAUUUAGAUUUUACCACCCAUAAGCUGAAUAAAAUACUUAUCGAUAACGGCUUUACACCCGAAUGGAUAAUGUUGCAACGUGAUAUACGCGAAGCCUUGGAUGAUAUGAAAAAUAAAAUUAAAAAAGAACGAAUUUAUUAUGGCGAAUAUCCAUUAAACGAAAUGGAAGAUCAACAAUGGCAAGAGUUUUUACAGAACUUUGACUAUGAUGUGAAGCAAAUCAAUAAGAACAUUGAUAAAUAUAAUUUAAUUGUGCCGAUAUUUGAUCAUCAAUUCUUUCGUGUAAAUUUAGUGAAAAUUGGCGAAACUAUUCUAAAGGAUCCAUCGGUGCCAUGCAAUCAAAAGAGACCACAAUCUCGUGGCGACUCGGCAAGCAGCAGCGAAAGUCAUGGCAAAUCAGAUUUUUUCUCAUUUAUUGGUUCGUGGUUUUGA
This is a messenger RNA of Musca vetustissima, 1086 nucleotides long. RefSeq names its product dnaJ homolog subfamily C member 28. Lineage: Eukaryota; Metazoa; Arthropoda; Insecta; Diptera; Muscidae. The transcript is spliced from 2 exons. The record is from RefSeq and is a predicted model, not a curated record. Bases 1 to 1086 code for a protein of 361 amino acids.